Molecule: messenger RNA, 713 nt
Organism: Mercurialis annua (annual mercury)
Lineage: Eukaryota; Viridiplantae; Streptophyta; Magnoliopsida; Malpighiales; Euphorbiaceae
Product: transcription factor BHLH42-like
Exons: 3
Coding region: 153-530 (125 amino acids)
Source: RefSeq, a predicted model, not a curated record
CCAACUCAAACCGAAAAUCAAAUACAAUGGCGUUUCUUUAGCUGUUAGGGCUCGAUUUUGCAUUUCCAGUUCAUCUUCUUCUCUGUAUUUUUUUUUUCUAAUUCGCAAGAGAUACUCAAUUACAUAAGAAGGAAAUAUCAGCAACCGAUCUAAUGAACAGGAAGCGGAAAAUUGUAAAAGGCAGUGGCGGUCGUGCCAAGCCGAAGACGGUGGAGACAUCAGUGUCACUGGUUGCAGGGGCGGAGGCGGUGGUGAAUGUAGAAACAAGCGUUGAGGUAUUUUUACAAGAGGCUGAUGCUUUAGUAGAGGUACAAUGUAAGGACAAAGAAGGGCUGAUGCUCGAUAUUCUGCUCUCCUUGGCUAAUUUGAGGAUUGACGUGAUGUUAAUUCAGUCAACGGCCGAGGAUGGUAUCUUUGUUGCUGAACUUAAACUAAAGGUGGAAGAUAAUGUUGGUGGGGAGAGGAUAAGCAGUGUGGACCUGAAGAAUUUGAUUACUCGGAUAAUCAACGAACCUUCAAUUAGCCACUGAUUAAGUUGAAAUGACAAAACUCUGUUCAUAAAAAACUUUUACUUUUUGCAUAGUGACACAGAUCAGGAAAUUGAACUUCUUCAUUACAAAAGACACAACUUAAAGAACUACUUUAUGUUGACAAUUAUGCAUAUAAUUAGCUUACAGUUUUAUUAAAUUAUGCCCUCUUGGUAUUCUGCCUUA